AUGAUAAACAAUAAGUUUGAUGAUGAUUUGGACGAUUUAUUAAAUGACAUCAAUUCAGUUAUGGAUAACAAACAGAGCAAACCAGUUUCAUAAUAAAACUAUUAGCCAUAACAACAGCCGAAUCAAAGUUAACAAUAAAAAAGGAAAUGUUUGUCUCCCCAAAUUGGAAACCAAUAACAAUUUCGAACAUGCACAAAUCUCAGAUGUCUUAAAUGUGAUCUCUAAGUUAAAUGUCACUUUAACUAAAAAUGGAACAAAGACGCAGAUUAUUUAAUAUUCAGAAACUAUUUUAAUAAUAUGGCAAUCUUAUAAAAGUAUUUGACAGAGGACAAUCAAUACAACGCAUACAAUUGUCAAUGCACUAAUAUUAAUGCUCUUGAAUCUAUAGAUGCACCACAGAAUUGGGUGUGUUCAGGACAUGCCAUUUGA
This is a messenger RNA of Paramecium octaurelia, 429 nucleotides long. The record is from the annotation of a GenBank genome assembly. Lineage: Eukaryota; Ciliophora; Oligohymenophorea; Peniculida; Parameciidae.